Messenger RNA from Trichoderma breve, 2457 nucleotides. RefSeq lists its product as uncharacterized. NCBI's taxonomy places the organism in Eukaryota, Fungi, Ascomycota, Sordariomycetes, Hypocreales, Hypocreaceae. The transcript has 5 exons. The record is from RefSeq and is a predicted model, not a curated record. Bases 1 to 2457 code for a protein of 818 amino acids. Gene Ontology annotation, molecular function: RNA binding.
AUGCCAGAGCCUGAGCCCGAAGCAGCUCUGCGGGCUACAGCCAACCUCUCUCCUGUCUCUCCCUCGCCUGUCCACACGGCCGCGCCUCUUGUGGUGCCAGCACUCCAGCACACGGUCGAUACCAUCGACGCCAUGGUUGCUGCUGCUGCCUCGCUUCCUAAUGGGACGGCCGACGCCCCCGUCGUCGACCCUUCCCUCGCGCCUUCUGGUGAAACCGACGAUGUCGUAGAUGAUGACAGCUUCAGCGAUGCCUACGGCGAGGAGACGGAAGACGUGGUCGUAGAGCCUCCGCGGCAGGAGCUCGUCGACAACAACGACGACUACGCCAAGACGUUUGAUUCUCCUAUCGGUCCCGAGGAAGGGGAAGACCAAGAUGUAUCAUCAGAACCACGAGAAUCCAACGAGAAUUCAUCAUCAUUUUUAUCCGAUCCUUUGACUAGUCGCCCAUCAGACGUCUCUCAUAUCGCUGCUGAUUCAUCCGCGUCUGCCCCAGCUGCUGCUCAGAAUCCAUCUCUCUCUACCGCCCAGCCCGAUGCUGGUCCUAAGCCCGCCGUGCUGCAAGUUAGCGAUGCGCACGCCUCUUCCAUCCCGUUUGUGGCUCAACCCACGCCCUCCGGAACUGGCCCUGCCCGGCAAGACUCCGAGAACUCUUCAUCUCUUGACAUCCAACAGCUCGUGGCUGACCUCACUGCCCAUCCCGCUGAAUCUAGCUCCGGGAACCCUGACCCAACGGCUGAUGUCCCGGUGGCCUCUAACCCCUUUCCUUCAACUGCUACCUCAACCGCCACCACUAUUCCUACUGCUUUGCCAUCAUCUUCCUCUCUCCCACCGCGCCCUCCAUUGCCGCAGGUCGCCCCCCAAUCGUAUGCUUCUCAGCACCAUCCUCCCGGAACCAAUCCCAAUGUCCCAGGAGGCGUUGGGGUGUCGCCCACGCCGGGACAGCCCUCCACUUUUGCAAUUGCUGCCAUGAAUCCUUCGGCUGCUGCAGCAUCCAUAAACCCUGCUCCAUAUCCUUCCAACCCAUCCGGAUAUCCUGCUGAUCGAGCCCAAGAUGCCGACUAUCAGCGCCAGUGGGACCAGUUCAUGGCCGAUGAGCGACAAUACAUGUCGGAGGCCAAAUGGGAUCGUUUCCCUGAGGGGUCGCGUAUUUUCAUCGGAAAUCUUUCCAGCGACAAGAUUUCUCUCAAGUCAGCUUAUGGAUUCGUACAAUAUCACACCGUCGAGGAAGGACGUAGUGCUCUAGAAAACCUCCAGGGCAUGGAAGUGAAGGGGCGCCGCAUCCAUUUGGAAAUCUCUCGGCUCCAAGAUAAAUCUAAAAAAGAGAGGAACCGUAGUCCUGAGCGGGCCCGCGGACGUGAUGGUGGCCGUAGAGGAGAAAAGUAUCGUGAUGAUAAUCGAUCAACGCGCAAUCAGUCGCCUCGUCGUAAUGAGUACUAUGGCAGAACCGAUAGAGCCGACCGGACUGAUAGGGCCGAGAGCUACGGCCGGGACCGAGGAUACUAUGACUCGGGCAGAGGUCGUGGCCGCUCCCGAUCUCCCAGCGGAUAUGCCAGGAAUGAAAAAGAUUCCUACCGCAGGAGGACACCCAGCCCCUACAACAGAUCGCGGCAUGAGGCAGAGCUCGACCUGCCGCGUCGAUAUGGUGCAGACGUUCCGGAUGUCCAAAUCAUUAUGCAGCCAGACGUCAAUCGAGACUUUGGCACCUGGGUCGAGGGUGCCUUCAAGGCGAAAGGUCUGAGAACCAAUGUCAUGUAUCUCCACCCGCGGUUUCCGAAGGACCAAGUCAUCCAAAGACAAGCGGCCGAGGGCGUGCACGGGGUUGUAGACCUGGACCUCCGCGCUCAAGGUGUGGCUAGAAUUCCCGUCCACUCAUUCGACCGGUCCGGCGGCAUCCACAAUGUCCGUUUCGAGCAAUAUGUCGACCUGGAGCCAAGCACAGCGGCAGAAGUCAUCCUGCGAGCCAAAGCUUCUGGCGCGGCAAACUAUGGCCAACCCUACGGAGGCGCCAGUGGAUAUCCCACGCAGUAUGGCGCACAAGCCCCGCAACCUCCUCACGUAGCUGCGUACCCUGGUAUGCAGCAGCCCGGCUCGUAUCCACCACAACCUGCACCAUCUGCUGCCGACCUCGCGAGUCUCAUCGGCCAAGUGGACAACAAUACGCUACAACGGCUCUUGUCCACCAUUCAGGCAGGGUCUGCGGGAGUGGUGCCUGGCGGACUCGCACAUGGCGGCGCGAAGCCGGCUGCACCAGCCGCUAAUGCGCCUGUUGAUAUCCAAGCAAUCCUGGGGUCUCUGAAUGGAGGAGCGGCACCGCAGCAACACCAUCCUCAGAUGCAAUACGGCGCGCCAUACGGUGGCCAGCCGUCCGUCGGAGUUGCGCAACAAGCGGCAGGCACCGGCGACGCGGCGGCUCAGGUGCAGAAUAUCAUGGCCCAGCUGGCUCGUUAUCGGCAGUGA